Molecule: messenger RNA, 1143 nt
Organism: Alternaria triticimaculans
Lineage: Eukaryota; Fungi; Ascomycota; Dothideomycetes; Pleosporales; Pleosporaceae
Exons: 6
Coding region: 1-1143 (380 amino acids)
Molecular function (GO): catalytic activity
Source: RefSeq, a predicted model, not a curated record
AUGAUCGCUGUUCUCAAAGCUCUUCUCCUGACGAGUAGUCUGAUACUUGCGUCAGGGGCAGUACCAUCACAACAAAGCCGCGCACAGAAUCUGACAUGUCAGUUCAACGUGGGUCUUGAUACCUCGGAUGUUGCAAACACCAGCUAUGUGCGCAUGAUGAAGAACGUCAAGCUUCCUGUUUCCGGAAUGACAUACCGCUACGCCAUUAAUCCCCCAUUCGACAAGGAAAAGCCAUACUUCUUGUUCCUUCACGGCUUCCCAGAUACUUCGUAUGGUUGGGUAAACCAGAUCGAAUACUUUACGAGGCGCGGCUACGGCAUCAUAGCCCCAGACCUUCUAGGUACCGGUGGUACAGACAAGCCCGUCGAGCUGGAAGCUUAUAGUCUGAAGACAAUGGCCUCUGACAUUGCUGAACUGCUCGACUGCGAAGGUCUCGACAAGGUCAUCGCGGUGUCGCAUGACCUCGGAGCUUAUGUACUCUCGCGCUUUCACACGUACCAGUCUCAGUACCUCUCAGCUCUUGCAUUUCUGGAUAUUGGCUACAACUCCCCCGGCACAGACGUCAACCAAACCUUCGUCGAAGCUUACAACAACAUCUCUCAAGCAACAUUCGGCUACCCCAUUCUCGGGUACUGGUACUUCUUCGAUGAAGAUGACGCGCACGUCCUUUUGGAUGCACACUUGGAUUCUCUAUACUCUCUCGCGUACUCGUUCAAUGCACCGAAAGUAAUGGCGGAGAAUUUCAACCCGGUUGGUGCACUUCAAGAAUGGCUCGCAGCUGAUAGAAGAGCGGAAUACGGCAAUGAAUUCAUCACCAAUUCGACUCGGAAGCAAUGGAAAUCCAUCGUUCGCGCCCAGGGAGGCGUUGAGGCAAAUCUGAAGUGGUACAAAUCUUACCUGCGGGGUGUCAACUCGGCUGACGAGGACGAGAUUCGAUCGAUGUCGGGAGUCAUUGAGCAGCCUAGUCUGUUCAUCGCGGCCGAAAGGGAUUCGGUCGGUAUUCCGUCAGAGCAGUUACGUUCCACGCUGCCAUACGCUCCGGGAAUGCAGAUUAGAACUGUGGAUGCUGGCCAUUUUCUCCAUAUUGAGCGGGCUGAUGAAGUCAAUGAGGCACUCUACGACUUUGUCCAGGGCCUUCAAUAG